Tigriopus californicus is the source of this 1037-nucleotide messenger RNA. RefSeq lists its product as uncharacterized. NCBI's taxonomy places the organism in Eukaryota, Metazoa, Arthropoda, Copepoda, Harpacticoida, Harpacticidae. The transcript is spliced from 5 exons. Bases 58 to 882 code for a protein of 274 amino acids. The record is from RefSeq and is a predicted model, not a curated record.
GUGUCACCAAGUUUACAAGAGGAACACGAGUGACAAAGUGCCUCUGUUGUUUCAGUCAUGAUUUACAUCACCAAAGUCGGUCUUGGCAUUGCAGCAGUUUUUUUACUUUUUCGUCUUAGUCCGAAUCAAGCAUCAAGCGACCAUGUGAUCAGUCGUUGCGACAAAUUUGGCUCCACAUCUGUCGUCUGUCAUGAUCAAUGCGACUUCGAGAACAAUCGCUGUUGGCAAAAGACAUUGAUCGACAAAUGUGCAUGCAAUGGGUUUGUGUCCAAGUUGGCUGAGAUUGGCAUCUUCCAUCUGAAUGGUGCUCGAAUCUCCGCUGAAGGCUUUGGGUUCAUCAACGAAUGCCAGUCUUGUGCCAGACGAUGUUCCAAUAUUCGAGAUCUGGAGCCCACCAGGAAGAGCCAGUCCACUCGACGUCGAUAUGUGAUGGAGGAGAGGAAAACAAACGAAUGCCAAAACAGUGGCCAACCCCACUCAUUGAAUUUGAUCCCACCUACCUCGUCAAGACAGUUCUUGUCUGGAACACAAGAUCCAUUGGAGGCUGUGGAAAUCGAACCCGCUGUUGAGGUCAUUGGCGAGUGCUCUAAUUUUGGAGACAUGACCCAAUUAUGCGUGGAACAUUGUCCCUCGAAUGGGUUGACCUGUAGCAUGUCCGUUAACAUUGAUGCCUGUACUUGCUCUGGACGGCUUAUCAAGGUUCAUGAAGUGGCCAAAUAUGACAUGACUACGAAGAAGCAGAUUUUUGGCCAAACUGCCUUCGCAAAUGCGAGGCAUUCCCGAGUUUGUGGCGAUUGUGUGGAGUUCUGCGAGUUUCGUCCAGGGGAAACCAAUAGAUAUCUGGUGAAUACAAAUAUCACAACUUGUUACAAAAGCCUUUGAGAGUGCGAAGAGUUCGAGUAUGUAAAUAUUUAUUAUCAAUGGUUCAAGUGAACACCAUUACAAGAGAGUUUAUGGAGGAUGACAGUUUUGAACAUGAAUAGUAGAAUUGUCGAUAUAAUGUGGAAAGAGAAAUAGAGAUCUGAUAGAAAUGAUAA